AUGGCAGGCGCGACGCUGCUCUGCGCACCAACACCAAAAAAUUGGACAAGAACGCACGAGCCGCGCCACUUUUUUCUUACAUUUUCUAUCUUCUAUUUAUAUAUUUUUCCCCAUUUCCCCCCUCUUUGCUUGCAUUGCGCGUAUUUUCCGGCCUUGCGUCCCGCCGCUUCCCCGUGGUUUGUGCCUGACCCAUGCGCCCGCCCCGUCCAACAGGUCAACAUCGUGUCCAACUCCAGCAGCGCCGCGACGCCCAACGGCCAGCCCGCCAACGGCCGCGUGGCGCCCCAGCCUGCGUCUAAUGGCGCUUCCCGCCCCCCCGGGGAUGCCCACAGUGAACCCCCUGACCGUGACGACCACGGAUCCAGCCGCAAGCGCCGGACCGACCGCGACGACCAGGCUGACGACCGGGGCGCCAAUCGGGAUCGGAGUCGAUCGGACAGGAAGCGCGCCCGGCGGCGCGACUACCAUUCGGCUUCGGCGAGCGCGUCCAGCUGGGAGCACGAGCGGCGGCGGAAGGAGGGGGAGAGGGACAGGGACAGAGACAGGGACAGGGAUGGGCGGAGAGGGGGGGAGUACGAGCGGGAGGCGGCGUACCAGCGGCAGAGGCGGGACUCGAGGCGGCACCGGCACCGCAGCGGGCCGCGGUAG
This is a messenger RNA of Ostreobium quekettii, 648 nucleotides long. NCBI's taxonomy places the organism in Eukaryota, Viridiplantae, Chlorophyta, Ulvophyceae, Bryopsidales, Ostreobiaceae. The record is from the annotation of a GenBank genome assembly.